Cephus cinctus (wheat stem sawfly) is the source of this 2772-nucleotide messenger RNA. RefSeq names its product U4/U6.U5 tri-snRNP-associated protein 1. The coding region runs from base 219 to 2474 and encodes 751 amino acids. The record is from RefSeq and is a predicted model, not a curated record. NCBI's taxonomy places the organism in Eukaryota, Metazoa, Arthropoda, Insecta, Hymenoptera, Cephidae. The transcript has 10 exons. Gene Ontology annotation, biological process: mRNA cis splicing, via spliceosome; maturation of 5S rRNA. Gene Ontology annotation, cellular component: U4/U6 x U5 tri-snRNP complex.
GCCUGUAGCACUCCGAGCACACAAAAUCGCUAAAACGAACAGACCUAUGGGUGAACUGCCGUAAGUGGAUUAGUUUAGUAUUCAGAGUAGUAUUUACAGGUUACAGAACUCUGGAACUUUUGACUGUGAGAAGCCUUGAGGUUAGAUGUUGACAAACGUUAUGCUGAUUUAGUUAAGCUUUUAUAUUCUGAAACCAGUGUAUCACGAACAAACUGAAUAUGGGUUCGAAUAAACGACAUAAAACGGAAAAAGUUCGUGAGACUAAGAAGAAACGGCAUCGUAGUCGGUCACGAUCACAUACCCCUGAACGAGAAAAGGCUGACAAACACAGGCAUCAUAAGAAGCAUAAGAGGAAAGAGCGCAAGGACUAUGAUAGCGAUGUCGAAGUCGUCAGUGCACCACCACCGCCAAAGAUAUCAAAGACUUCUCAUCCAGCGACACCUCCACCACCAGAAAUAUCUGGUCAAAGAACUCCUUCUCCUCCGAUGGGUGGUUCAUCACAGCUAUCUUUGUCAAUCGAUGAAACUAAUAAGCUUCGUGCCAAAUUGGGUUUGAAACCUUUAGAGGUUGAAAGUAGUGCUGGGAAAGAUGAUCCAAAUAAGAUUAAAGAUGAUCUGGGAGAGUUUUAUCAUAAACCUGCACCCAAUGCUAAUGAGAAAGUUAAAACUCAGAAAAUUAAGGAAAAACUGACAUUGCAAAAGGAGAAGAGGCAAAUUGAAACCAAUUUAGCGAAAGUAAAGCCAUUAGGUGAAAGUGAUUCGGAUGAUGACGCAAAGGGAUGGGUUGAGAAAAAUAGGCGUUUACAAAAAGAAAAAAAGAAAGCUGAAGAGAGGGCAAAAAUGUUGGAUCAACUUGAUGAGGAAUUUGGUAUUGGAAAUUUAGUUGAAGAAGAAGUACGGAGUGAACGUCGUACAGCGUAUACAAAAAGAGAUUUAAAAGGACUUAAAGUCGAGCACAAUAUGGAUAAUUUUGAAGAGGGUAAAACCGUCGUCUUAACAUUGAAAGAUAAGGGUGUUUUGGAAGAGGAAGAUGAUGUCCUUGUGAAUGUUAACAUGAUAGACGAAGAGCGUUAUAAACGCAGUAACUUAAAUAAGUCCAAAAAGCCAGGAUAUGACGCUUACGAUGAUGACAAUUUUGAUGAAUACGGCUUCCCAAAAAAUAAAGUUUUAGAAAAGUAUGAUGAGGAGAUUGAAGGUCAAAAGAAGGAAAGUUUUGCACUGGGAAUAGAUGAUGCGAAGGAACGAAAACAGCGGCAAGCCGAAAUGGUGAAGAAUCGUCUGGCUAGUAAAAGGCUGGAAAGUCUAAAGUUAUCCGAGCCAAAAUUAGCUAGUGAAUAUUAUAACGAAGAAGAACUAGCAAAAUUCAAAAAGACAAAGAAAAAAGUAAGAAAAAUUAGGCAAAAGAAAAUGCUGAAAGCGGAUGAUAUCGUUCCUGAUAAUACCGAUUAUCUCAGAGAUCUUGGUAGUAGAAGAAGCCGUCGAAAUGAUGCCACUCAGGAAAAGGAUGAUGCUGAUAACAUGAUGGACGUUGAUGAUUUCGAAGCCCCUACGGAAGAUCUAACUGGAGUAAAAAUCGAAGAGGAUGACAAAGAAUUGGAUCUGCAGUUGGCACUAAAGAAAGCGCAGCGUCUAAAGCAGCCAAAUUUCUCAAGCAUAGAAGAAGUUGCACAAAGUAUAAAGCAAGAAGCUGAUAAUUCCGAAGAUAAUCAGCCUGGGAAUAUCGUCUUGAAUGCUACUGCUGAAUUUUGCAGGACUUUGGGAGACAUUCCUACGUACGGGCUGGCGGGUAAUCGAGAAGAGAAUGACCAAGAGCUUAUGGAUUAUGAAGUAGAUGGCGUAAAGGACGAAGUAAUACCGGAAGGAGAAGAAGGCGAUGGGCGUGGAGCUUGGAACACCGUACAAUUAGAUGAAGCUAUACCUGAACCUGCAGCUUUGGAAGUUGCUAUUCUUGAUGCGGAACCAUCUCUAGGUCAAGGUGUGGGUGGAGCACUGAGACUCGCAAUGAGCAAAGGCUAUUUGCAAAUAGAGGAUUCAAAUCGGCCAUCCGCUUCUCGUUUUGCUCAUUUACAGGCUCAAAAUUAUUCUAUCGAAGACAAGACUUAUGGGGAUGAUGACAAGUUUGGUAGGAGAGAUAGAUUUAAUGGACCAACUUCAGACUUCAAGGAAAAAGAUGGCUUCAAACCAAAUGUUAAACUGGAAUAUAUUGAUGACGAUGGGCAUGUUUUGAGUGCCAAAGAAGCAUUCAGGUAUCUGUCUCACAAAUUCCAUGGAAAGGGUCCAGGAAAGAACAAAGUGGAGAAGCGAAUGAAAAAGGCGGAACAAGAAGUCCUGAUGAAGCGAAUGUCUUCGACGGAUACACCUCUGGGUACCCUUAAUCUACUUCAAGCAAAGCAGAAAGAAACCCAAUCACCUUACAUUGUUUUAAGCGGCAGUAAACAAAUGCAAACGGCUAAUAUAUCGAAGACGAAGCACUGAAGCUGCCAUAUAUUUCAACAAUCAAGUUGUAUAUAUACUAUACCAUAAAAUACUACUAUAAAUAUAUUAAAGGGCUUUUUGAAGCUAGAUGGUUUUUUCAAAUUCGAGAUUCAAAAGUUAUCAUGUGAGUGUUUUUUUCUGUUGACGCCUGAUUAUCGUAUUUUCAUUUAUUUUCGCAAAGUCGUUAGUAAUCUUCUUGGUAUCAUUGAAAUAAAAUUUGAUCGCAUCACACUUCAGUGUACGGUACAAUAUUUGUGUCAGUAUUGCACGAAAUAAAUCUUUUCGAUUUUUGAGUUAA